Messenger RNA from Phytomonas sp. Hart1, 1345 nucleotides. Lineage: Eukaryota; Euglenozoa; Kinetoplastea; Trypanosomatida; Trypanosomatidae. The record is from the annotation of a GenBank genome assembly.
UACUAAAUAUAUAUAUAUAUGAGUUUAGAUGGCGAAGACAGACAGGUAUAAAAGCUAUGGUCUGAGAGUUGUCGGUGGUCCUCAGGGUCCAAAAUCGCUCCUAGAUGCAGUUCGAGAAGCAGUCGUGAGUGGCUCCAUCGACACUAUAAAACCUUUAACGAAUAGCUUCUUGUCAAUCCCUGAAAAUGUAUCAAAAUGUAUCUGCCAGAGCGGCAACUCUAUAGCUCAUUUAGCCAUUGGUAAGGAUCCUACGAUGCUCAAGUACGUUCUUGAGACACUCAAAGGAAAUGUUAAUGCAGUAAAUUUCCAAGGCCGCACCCCCCUCCAUGAAGCAGUCACUCAUAAUUACGUCGAAUGUUGUAAAAUACUUUUGGAUCAUGGUGCGGACGAUUCACUGCAAUCCAGUACGUUAUCGACCCCGUUUCACACCGCUGCGUCUUGUGGAAGUGUUGAGUGCAUGGAAAUCCUCUUGCAGCAUAGUGGGGAUCCUGUUGUGAAGGUGAAUGAAUUGGACAAAAACAAAAGCUCCGCACUGCAUAAGUGUGCCUUUGGUGGGGAUGUGCAGGUGUCUCGCUGGUUAGUCGAGCACGGCGCGAAAGUAGAUGAAGUCGAUUGCAUGGGCCUCACACCACUUCUUGUGGCCGUCAAGAUGGGCCAAAAGGAUGUGGCCGAGUACCUGCUCUCACAAAAAGCUAAUCGUAAUAAGCAGGACAACAAGGGUAACUCCUGCAUCCACUUUUGUGUAGUUCGAUGUGACAUUGCCAUCUUGAACAUGCUCUUGAGCGCCGGUGCCAACCCCAACGUAGUUAACACCGAUGGGUGUAAUCCGCUCCACAUUGCGGCAAUUAACCAACGCCCGGAUUCCCAAGAGUGGGAGGAGCUAGUGGCGACCCUACUUUUAUCUGGAUGCAACCCCCAGCACGAGAACAUUUCUUGCAAGAAACCAGCCGACUAUUUGGGGCGUGGGCUCAAGAAGUUGCUUGUCAAGGAGGAGGUACAGCAUCGUCGUGAAUUGGAGCUAAAGGCACAGAAGGAGUUAGCGCAACAUUUGGAAAAGAAUAUUGCCACGCGGUCAAGGUGGUCUGCCAAAAUGUACAACAGUAUAACAAAGCGCGAGGAACUGGAGCGGAUGGAAGAUGAGCGUAUGACUAAAGAGGCAGAUGAUUUGUUUGCAGCGGAGAUGGAUAUAAGAACGAUAAUGGAGGAACUGGCUGAGAAAUUUCGUUUUCUAGAAGCUGAAAUUAUAAAGAAGAAGGCACUUGUCGAAAAGGCUUCCUCCAAGGGAAAAUGAACCGUUUCAAUAAAGUAGCGCCAGAUUUUAUUCAUUGAGAACAUGUAGACUAUA